UCUCAAAUCUCCGGCGAUCGCAAACAACAAACAAUCUUCCUCUUUCACUGUCGAACGUUCGAAUUUCCGUCUGCAGCCAUCUGCCGACUGCGGAUACUCAUUCCCAUACCCACUUCACCCGGUAAAAGACACUCAACUACUAUGUCCGAUAUACAACCAACGGAAGAAACGCCGGUGCACACUCGCCGGCGCCGAAGGGAGCGGCCGAUGCUCGUCUGCCUCGAAUGUCAUCGCCGAAAGCUGAAGUGCAACAAGCAACGGCCCUGCGACCGGUGCUCAAAGAACAACCCCCCGUUGAAAUGCACGUACGUGAGACCGGUCCUCGGCACCGCGUCGAAGCGAUCGCCCCGUGAGCAGCAGCAGCAGCAAGCGUCCAACGAAAGGGAACAAGGCCCCGAUAUCAGGCAUACACCGGGCCACUCCGGUGAUCCGGCAGAUGCAAGACCUGAAACCAUAUUGUCUGCUGGGAAUCGCAGCGCUUCAGUUACCGAGUCUCGAGAUAGAAGCGUGGAAGCCGACGAUGCGGAUUCCCCGAAUCCUGGGCCCCAAGAGGGCUUGCUUGGUGGGAAUGCAGACGCGUUGGGUAUGUCCGAGAACGCCGGGACCCCGACCGUAAAGCCGAGCAAACUCAAUUCGAGAAGAACUUGGUAUGGGCGUAGUAGCAAUCACUGGCUUUUCCCAAAGUUUCAACACAUCAUGGCUCUCAUGGGCCGGGCUGGAUUCUCUUUACCUGGCGGUCACUUCACAACAUUCAAUGAGCUGAAGACUUCAUUGUACCAGCGGCGGACCCUCUUUCUCGGAGAGGCCCAGGGGCCCCAACUGUCCAUGUUUGAAGAGUUUCCAACAAGGCUCACAGCCGAUUUCUUAAUCCGGCAAUAUUUCGACACCUUUGGCUCCGUUUUUGCGCUCUUACAAAAGCCAAUUUUCCAAGACCAGGUCUUGAUGUUUUGGGAAAAGCCUGAGAGCGUGCCCAUUUCCGACUGUAUACAAAUCUUGCUGGUCAUAGCUAUUGGGAAUGGUACUCUAGACACGAACAGCGGUCGAUUGCCGGACACCAAGAUCGAGGGGUGGUGGCAUCUCAUUCUAGCGUGGCAGAGCGUCGCCCUUCGUUCCACCCCUUGCGAUGUCGGCACCCUUCAAGCAUGCUGCUUGAUCGACAUCAUGAGGCAGGUUUACAGCCUAGAUUCUACUGCUACUUGGUCCUCAUCUGGUAUGCUGGCGCGAAACGCAAUGGUGGCGGGCCUGCAUCGCGAUCCCUCAAUCACAGGAGACCCCCUCACAAAGGACGAGCUAGAGACUCAACAAAAUCUCUGGUACACGAUUCUAGAGCUGGAUUUACAAAGCUCGAUGAAUGAGGGACUUUUGACAACGAUAGGACCCGACGACUGGGAUAUGUCCUUACCAGCACCUCCAAAAUCGAAUGGUAUGGGUGAGGGAUAUAACCUAGAUGCCUCGUCGCCUGUGCGCUACUUGAUAUCGACUCUGAGAACGCGAAUGCGGAUCGCCAACUUCCUCAACGACAUCAGAUGUUCUGUGAAGUAUGAAGAGGCCUCCAAGUUACAGGAGACAUUUGAAGCUGUGGCGCGUCCGCUGCUAGCAAACAGCUCUCCUGACCGCGGAAACUUUGCUCUACAUUUCUCGACCGUUCUUUGCCAGAGGUCAUUACUUGCCCUUCACUUGCCAUUUGGUGUUCAAAGAAGCUCCUCAUUGGCUUUCUCUUAUACUUUGUGCGUCAGCACCGCCAUCUCAAUCCUCGAGACUAUUGAUCCUCCCAACAAACUGGCCAAAGGCUAUGACUUGGGUGGACUGGUGAACAUGAUGAGGACCUCCGGAUCCUUAUUUCGUACAGUGGCCCUACAAGCCGUGCUGUUUCUCUGCUUUCAGAUGGAAGCCUCCAUCACUGACAAUAAGCCCUGGACAUUGAUCGCCGAGCUCAGAGACCGAAUCAUUGAUAUUGUCGACCGCUACGCCCUCAUUGCCGAGAGAAGGCUCGCGACGCAAGACUUUGUAGGGAAGGCUUUCAUCAUAGCCAAUAUGGUAUCGGCGAAAGCCAAACUUGUAAGGAUGGGACACAGCGGAACAGAGAUUGAUGCGGCUAGUCCGGCUAUGGCCAAGGAUAUCGCCGAGGUGUGCUUCGCUAUCUUCCGAAAUCGGCCGGAUAUUCCUGGACCUGUCCAAGAGGAUAUGACACCAAUGUCGCUAAUGGAGUGAGCAAUGGGAUCCGAGGGUUGGUGUAACUGCUUAUACUUUAUGUACCGACACAGUGUGCUGCGAGAUGGCCAGAGUCAACAAACCAGGGAAGGGAGUCCGCCCAUUGACGACGUAGAGUUAUUUGAAAUGGCAGCAACGCAUGUUUCUUUGAUCUAGGAUAAAUCCACGAAGGUCCCAAUUAUAGACGUAGGCUAUGUUCAGGACUAUCAGUCAACGGCGGAU
This is a messenger RNA of Colletotrichum acutatum, 2433 nucleotides long. RefSeq lists its product as uncharacterized. NCBI's taxonomy places the organism in Eukaryota, Fungi, Ascomycota, Sordariomycetes, Glomerellales, Glomerellaceae. Gene Ontology annotation, biological process: regulation of transcription by RNA polymerase II; DNA-templated transcription. Gene Ontology annotation, cellular component: nucleus. Gene Ontology annotation, molecular function: RNA polymerase II cis-regulatory region sequence-specific DNA binding; DNA-binding transcription activator activity, RNA polymerase II-specific; zinc ion binding. The record is from RefSeq and is a predicted model, not a curated record. Bases 142 to 2211 code for a protein of 689 amino acids. The transcript is spliced from 2 exons.